AUGCCACCAACCGUCCGUGUGGAUCCGCAGCGGCGCGCAUCCCAACGCGCGGAGGUGCACUUGAACACGAAGCGCCUGGCCGGGGCGCUGCUCCCAAAAUACACACUAGUCCGAUCCAAAGAUAGAUGCAGGGUGGCAAAGGCGUGGUCGUGCAGGGCUACCGUCCGUCCACCACAUGUCGCGGCUUCACGCGCGCUUCAUCUGCUGCACGCCGCCGAAACAUUUCUGCUGCUGCUUCACAUCUCAACACGUGCAUCGGCGCUUCUCCUUCCUCGCAACAAAUCCAUGAAGAAACUGAAACGGCAGUCCGACUCCAUCAUAGUCCACUUUGGCUUGCACAAGUUGCAGCUGAUCCACCAAGCCAAGAAAGUCUGUCCAGAUGUAGUCAUCGUCCUCGGCGAGGAUCUUACUCGUUUCCGGAAUGCUUCCAAACAAUUAUACACGUUUUUGCGAUCCUUUUCCUGGAACUCGCGUGUAGAGCGACUAGGUUUUGAUGAGGUCUUCCUGGACGUGACCGACAUAAUCGAUUACAACAUCAGCAUCCUCAACCACAACGAUCUGACAAACGCCUUCUUCUGUCUCGCAAAGGAAGAUCCCACAAGGGGCUUUCCUUACGAUGCGACAGGGCUUACGGGCCAUUUGUAUCCCAAAGCGGCGAAUUAUGACUUAGGAACCCCACCGAACCUGCUGCAUCUUCGAUUGGCGCUGGGAAGUCGUUUUGCACAUUAUCUUCGUGCCAAACUCCACCAAGACACGGGCUAUACAGCUACUGUUGGCAUUUCUACCAACAAGCUUCUAGCUAAGCUUGUAGGCAAUACACACAAGCCUGAUGCUCAAACCACACUCCUCCCGUCGUAUACCGAGGACGGGAAUGCGGGUGUGGAUGUCGAUAACGUGACCAACUUCAUUGAUGACCACGAAGUCGGCAAAAUCCCCGGCAUCGGCUUCAAAUUAGCACAGAAACUGCGUGCUCACGUCUUACAACGACCUGCAGACUUUGAUGCCGGACUUGUUUAUGGUGGCACCAAAGAAUCUGUUCUUGUCCGUGAUGUAAGAACGUUUCCUGGUAUGGGUCCCGAGUCACUUGAACGGUUACUUGGCGGUCCAGGUGUUCCACAUGGUACCGGCUCACGCAUUUGGGGUCUACUAAAUGGAUGUGAUGAUAAGCAAGUUGGGCAGGCGAGAGAGGUACCUCGCCAGAUUAGUAUUGAGGAUAGUUAUAUGCGUUUGGAUACUCUGGAGCAGGUGACUAAGGAGCUGAGGAUGCUUGCAAGGAGAUUACUCGAGAGGAUGCAUACGGAUUUACUGGAAGAAGACGAUGAUGCAGAAGAUCAAAAUACAGGCUCAUACACCUCGAGACCGAUGAAGCGGUGGCUAGCCCAUCCUAAGACCCUCCGCUUGUCAACUCGGCCACGCCCACCCCAGAAUCCAGAUGGAAGCCGCAACCGGUCUUUUGCUCGGAUAUCAAAGUCUGCGCCCAUGCCCACAUUUGUCUUCAACCUCAACGCAGCUACAACCACCAACGCCAUCGUUGACAAGCUACUUACCGAGGCAUUGCUGCCUUUGUUCCGCAAACUCCACCCAGAGAAACGAGGGUGGAACUUGAGCCUCGUCAACGUUGCUGCGACCAACAUGGCAGAUGCGGCGAGCGAGAGAGGCGGCAUCGGACGGGACAUAAGCAAAAUGUUCAAGCGCCAGGAUGAGGUGCUUAAGCAAUGGAGAGUGGUGGAAGAACCAGAUCGAUUUGAAGAAGAGCGUCUGAAGAUAGAGGAGCCCAAGCAAACUUCAGCUGAACAAGAAGAACCAGUAAUGGAAGGGUGCGCCUCGUCUGAGCGAGGGGAUGAAAUGAUAGACGAGUGCGAUGGGAGUAGUAGGAAAGAAGGCGGGAUCGCUGAGGAGCCUGGAGUCCACAACCAGGAAGAAAAAUAUGAUGAUGAACAUGAAUGGCUGGAGGAAGAGGAACUUGCUCAUCGUGACCCACGCUCUUUCCUGAUGCAGUUGGAAAAGCAGCUUCAGGGAGAAGAUUCGGAUCAAGGCGAGCAACAGAUCUUGUUGAUGCAAUCACCUUCUUCGACUCCAUCUUCAGCUCGAGAAGAAGAAGAGGAAGAGGAGGAAGAACACUUGUCCCAAGAGCCAUGGCUAGCAGAAGACAACGCCGUCCCACAAAGACAUGGCUCCGAGGACUUCCCCACAGCGUCACAAGACGUGGAAGCUACUGUCAGUGACGUCUGGGAGGCAGAAGACGACGAUGAUAUGAUGGAUGCGGAGGAUGCGUUUCGGUGCGAAGAAUGUGGAGCAGUCAUGCCAAUUUUUGCGUUGGGUGCACACUAUCGGUGGCAUGAGCACAUGUAG
This is a messenger RNA of Alternaria burnsii, 2352 nucleotides long. RefSeq names its product dna rna polymerase. The record is from RefSeq and is a predicted model, not a curated record. Lineage: Eukaryota; Fungi; Ascomycota; Dothideomycetes; Pleosporales; Pleosporaceae. The transcript is spliced from 5 exons. Bases 1 to 2352 code for a protein of 783 amino acids. Gene Ontology annotation, molecular function: damaged DNA binding; DNA-directed DNA polymerase activity. Gene Ontology annotation, biological process: translesion synthesis.